CAGCGCUGGGCGCGGCAGGGCGCGCGGGCCAUGGGGGGCAGCCUGCGGGUGGCCGUGCUGGGCGCCCCGGGCGUGGGCAAGACGGCCAUCAUCCGCCAGUUCCUGUUCGGUGACUAUCCCGAACGCCACCGGCCCACGGACGGGCCACGCCUCUACCGGCCCGCGGUGCUGCUCGACGGCGCGGUCUACGACCUGAGCAUCCGCGACGGCGACGGCGCUCGUCCGGGUCAGAACCCCGGGGGUCCAGAGGAGUGGCCGGACCCCAAGGACUGGAGCUUGCAGGACACGGACGCCUUCGUGCUCGUCUAUGACAUCUGCAGCCCGGACAGUUUCGACUACGUGAAGGCGCUUCGGCAGCGCAUCUCGGAGACCAGGCCGGCGGGCGCACCCGAGGCUCCCAUCCUCGUGGUAGGCAACAAGCGGGACCGGCAGCGGCUGCGCUUCGGGCCUCGGCGCGCUCUGGCCGCCCUGGUGCGCAGGGGCUGGCGCUGCGGCUACCUCGAGUGCUCCGCCAAGUACAAUUGGCACGUGCUGCGUCUUUUCCGCGAGCUGCUGCGUUGCGCUUUGGUGCGCGCGCGCCCUGCGCACCCGGCCCUGCGCCUGCAGGGGGCGCUGCACCCGGCGCGCUGCAGCCUCAUGUGACUGAACUGGACGACGACGCCGAUGGUGGGGGGAGGGUGGUUUGAUUGGAACAACCGGGUACCUGGAUUGGACGAAAUUGCCCAACUUCUCUCGGAUUGGACAGGACAAAGUCUCCUCCCUGAUUGGAUGAGGAAACCUCCCAGUCAGUCUCCUGGGCGACAGGACUCUCUUUGAGCCUCAUUGGACCUAGCCAGGCCCCAAGCUACAUUGGGCUCAAGCAGUCCUUUCUGGGACCUCAUUGGGUUACAAUCCCAUUGGACUUGGCUAUUCUGAUUGGAAGCUCUCAGGUUGCUCCUGCGGCUUCACUGGACAGACUCUUAAGUCACACCUCUCGGGAGGUAAUAAAGGGGAAAACAAUGCAAGCGCACCUCCCAUUUCU
Neomonachus schauinslandi (Hawaiian monk seal) is the source of this 1021-nucleotide messenger RNA. RefSeq names its product RAS like family 10 member A (gene RASL10A). NCBI's taxonomy places the organism in Eukaryota, Metazoa, Chordata, Mammalia, Carnivora, Phocidae. Gene Ontology annotation, molecular function: GTP binding; GTPase activity. The coding region runs from base 31 to 642 and encodes 203 amino acids. The record is from RefSeq and is a predicted model, not a curated record. The transcript is spliced from 3 exons.